UUGUGUUGUGAUAGAUAUACCUUGUAGUCAAGAAGAUGGGUGAGAAUAAGCUGGUACUUUUGUUGGUUAUAGUAUGCCUCUCAGUGGAUGGAGCUGUUAUUACAGUGCCUCCUGUACCAGUAACAGCUCCUAUCUAUACAACAGCAACAUUUACUUGUAAAGGAGUUGGUGAUAUUUUUAAUUGGCAUGUUCAAAGUGUUGUACUGAUGGACUCUAUUGCACAACAAAGAGAAAUAACAGUCACUACUACCAAGAAUAAUAAUACUAACUUCUCAUCAGUACUGACUGUUAAUGCAAUACCUAUUAAUGAUGGCCUGGGAAUUGGCUGUGAAAUGAUUACUUUGCUUCCUUUUAAUCGUGUUAUAUCAAGCAGUGAACUAACUAUUAGGGGUAUUUCAUCUGUUAGAGAUCUUUUCAUUAACUUUUCCUCAAACAACUCACUGAUCAUAACAUGGUCACCUCCUGCUUACUUCUCUAAUGAUAUUCCCAUUGACUUUUCUGUUAGUUAUAAAAUACAUGUUACUGUUGGCGAUGAAGAAAACACAAUUAAAACCAACACAAAUUUGGUUGAAGUUCAUAACAUCACUCAAUGUGAUACAUUUAGUGUUAGUGUAACAGCACACGUUAGUCAAUACACAUCUAUUAAUGAAACAAAAGAGAAUUACGGAAAUUGUAGCAUUAAAAUUCAGGAAAUUUUUCAGACAUUUGAUGAAUCCAUUAUUUUGCUUAAAAUAAAAUGCUCACCCUUGCUGUGUAAUAAGAUUAUAUUAGUAGAAGCUUCAUAUAAUGACAAUGUUUAUUCUGAAAAUAUCCAGCUUUUUGAGAAAAGUUCAAAUGAUAUUGAUAGUUUAACUAUGAAUUAUUCAGCAGCAAACUUAUUGCCAUUUCAACACUAUCAAGUUGUAUUGAAACUAUUGAGCUUGAUGAUGAUUACUGAAGAUCAGGAUAUCAAGUUUAUCUCUACAUAUAAUGUACAAGAUCUGCUAGUAUCUACUGAAGCCAAUGGAUCAGUUAGUGUACAGUGUGUGUUUGUAUCAGGAUCAACUGCUGAUGGAUGUCAUGUGGCAUUUAAUAAUACUAGUCAUGGAAGGAAUGAAUAUUUUACUAUAACUGGAUCAGAAAGCACUAUAAUAUCAUUAUCAACCAGUGGAGUAUAUAAUGUAACUGGCUAUGAUAUUGUUAAUGGAUCAUUAUAUGGGCCUGCUGUCCAAUAUCAUAAACUGGUUGAAGUUGUAAUUAUUCCAUCAUCUUCAAUGGCAUUUGCUAGCAGUACAAAUAAAUGGUGGACAGACAAUGAAACAGUAAUGUCAUCUCCUUCAGUAUCAGCUGUUGCUUUUACAGUGCAAACCACAGUUUUAUCACCAGAAAGUAGUAGAGUACAAAUACUGCCUAUUAUAGUCUGUUCAGUAGUGGGUGCAGUUCUGAUUUUUAUUUUAAUAAUUGUGCUAAUCACUAUUGCAGCUUUUUGUAUGAGGCGAAAAAACAGAAAUGAAGUAACUGAAGAAAUAAUUGAUAAUAAUCCAGCAUAUGGACAAGUUUUACAGGUGCAAAAUCACCACUCUAAUCAGAGGUCGAGUGUCAAAAUUGAUGUUAAUCCAGCAUAUGAGACAGUCAGUGCAGCAUAUGGACAUAAACACAUCACUGAUACCAUAGAUUAUGAAACUGUUUUGUGAUUUUUAUUCAGUGAUUUGAGUUUUUGAAGCAUAAAAUACACA
Amphimedon queenslandica is the source of this 1715-nucleotide messenger RNA. RefSeq lists its product as uncharacterized. Bases 36 to 1673 code for a protein of 545 amino acids. The transcript is spliced from 10 exons. NCBI's taxonomy places the organism in Eukaryota, Metazoa, Porifera, Demospongiae, Haplosclerida, Niphatidae. The record is from RefSeq and is a predicted model, not a curated record. Gene Ontology annotation, molecular function: protein binding.